AUGGUCCUCCCCACCACAGCCCUCAAGGUAACAGCCUCAAACGACACCGCCGCGCCCGCCUCCACCCUUGUCGGUGACGGCACCUGCAGAUCGCUCAGCAUCGGCUCGUACAACGUCGAGAACCUCACCCCCAACGCCUCGAACAUCGAGGGAAUCGCGAACCACAUCGCAAACUACCUCAACGGGCCGGCCCUCGUCGCCCUCCAGGAAAUCCAGGACAACUCCGGCGCAACUGACGACGGCGUCGUCUCUGCCAAUGUGACCUUAUCCACACUUGCAAACCUCAUCGCCGCAGCCGGCGGACCAGACUACGAGUUCACCGAAAUCGUCCCCGUCAACAACGCGGACGGCGGCCAGCCCGGCGGCAACAUCCGCGUCGCAUACCUCUACGAUCCCAGCAUCAUCCGCCUCCGCAACGAAAACGCCGGAUCCUCCACAGACGCAAACGAGGUCCUUGCGGGUGCUGAGCUGAAAUAUAACCCGGGCCUUAUCGACCCCUCGAACAGCGCGUGGGAGGCGUCGCGGAAGCCCCUCGCAGCAUCCUGGGAAACCCUGGACGGGAAGAACAAGUUCUUCACGGUGAACGUCCACCUCUCGAGUAAAGGCGGCGGCACAUCCCUCCAGGGCGACGUCCGACCCCCCGUAAACGGCGCCGUCGACCAGCGCAUCGCACAAGCCGAGGUCAUCGCAUCGUUCAUCGCCGGCAUCCUAGAGAAAGACCCGAAAGCGAAGAUCCUCGCAACAGGCGACUUCAACGAAUUCGCCUUCGUCGAGCCGCUCACGACCUUUGUUGAGAAAUCGGGCCUCGUCGACCUGGACGAAGUCGUGGGAAUCCCCGAGACGGAACGCUACACGUACAUCUAUGACUCGAACCACCAGCAGCUCGACCACAUGUUUGUCUCUGAGGCGCUGGCCAAGGGCGCCAAGAUGGAACAUGUCCAUGUCAACACGUGGUUGAACUAUGAUGAUGCGAGCAGUGACCAUGAUCCGUCUGUUGCGGUGUUUAAUGUUUGUGAGAAGAAGUCGACUUGCAAGCCCAAGCACUAA
This is a messenger RNA of Aspergillus calidoustus, 1047 nucleotides long. The record is from the annotation of a GenBank genome assembly. Lineage: Eukaryota; Fungi; Ascomycota; Eurotiomycetes; Eurotiales; Aspergillaceae.